UAGCAAUAACAAAACAAUAACAACCAGUGUGGUGAUUUGAAAAAUAAAUCGUUUCUAAAAACAACAUACAAUAGAGUUUAGUGUCUACGACUGUUUGAGUUGUUUCAAAAAUAAAAUAUUUGUAAAAAUAAUUUAAUUUUUUGAAGGACUUUUCGCGAGAAUAUAUCAUACGUAAUACAAAUAGAAUAUAUUUUUCUAGUGGAACCCAUAUACCCGUACAUAUAUUUAGAACUAUACUAUAGAGUCAACAUUAAACCCAUUUACAUAACAUAAAUGAUCUCACCGAGAAAGUCCACAUCGGCGCUGAGCCUCAUACCGGAGGAACGUAGCAAAUUGCUGCCGGUAUCCACAAAGAGCUGUGAGAGUCUCUACUCGAACACAUCCAGUUCGAAGGGUUCGAGUAAUAAUUUAUUUCGUCGCAAGAAUGCUUUGAGCCAUCAGGGUGUCGGCGCUAGCAUGGGUCGCCACGCUACAUUGAUACCCGCCACAACGGAGGUGCGGCAACGUGUGCUCUCCGCGCGCCGUCUACGCAUGAAGACGUUCCAAAAUCAAUUGGUCGAUGCACAACAAACCAUAGCGGAUCUCGCACAUGAAAAUCGCAUUUUGCGCACACUCCACAAGCGUCAGGACUCGGCUUUGGCCAAGUAUGAAUCCACCAAUGCUGAGUUGCCGAAACUUUUACACUCACAUGCCGAGGAGUUGCGCGUUUGGCAAGCCAAAUACCGUAAUCUACAGCAACUCAACAAGGAGCUUGAACAUAAACUCAAAACCAAAGAGUCCAUAAUACUCACACUCAGCGAUCAAAAUAAAUAUUAUAGUCAGUUGAAUAAGGAUAGAAAUCUCGAAGAACGACAACGUUUGUCGGAAAAAUUGGAAAAACUGGAAACUCGUUUGCAGGAGAAGGACAAUGAUAUGAAAUUACUGGCGCGUCGUGUACAAAUCGAAACGAAAAAUUUCAAACAACAACUAUUGGCUGAGCAAAAGCGCACAAAAGACGCGCUGCUAAAACUUGAAAAGGCGCGAUUGGAGCUUUCAGGUUAUCGCAAGCUGGACGAAUUGGGCGAAAAAUUCUCAUCCACACUCACCGUUGGACGACGCAAAACGACAACUGCAGAGGAAGAAUCCAAAUUGGAGAAGGAUUUAGAACGCAUCUUAGCAGAUGAGGUAUUAGAUGAUGACGUCAAAGAUUCGGAAACAGAAUUUCAUCCGACUGUUCACCGUGCAACUAAAACUCCAAUGAAUCAGAAAAUUGAGACGCCUUUAGGCUAUGGCAAUCGUAAGGUGGGCUCAUCCAUUGUCGCAAUAGCGAAGUCACAAAAACAACGACAGGAAGGUGGUGGACUAAAAUCGACACUGAAGUCACCGCAGCGGUUAUCUCGACAGCAGUUACAACAACAACGUCAACAAAAGAAAUCAUCUCAACUUAAAGAUGAGCAGACACACGAACGACUUCCUGCUAUAACCGAUUACGAAGAAGAUUAUGAAAACGAACCAGACGAAGAAUUUGCCGAAGUGAGUGAACGUCACCAAAGCAAUCGUUCCGUACGAGAUUAUGCUAGCAUUGACGGUGGUGGGGAUGGCGCUGACACCGAAAAUGGUGAAGAUCAUGUCGACGAGGAUACAGAGGAAGAGGAAAGUGAUUGUGUGAAUGGGCAUUCCGAUCGGAAAGUAGAUGACGAAGUUGGUUCACAUGAGACCUACAACGCUGACUUUCUAGGAGAGGAAGAGCAUGAAGGCGAGAGUGUAAACGGCGAUAAUGGCGAAGAUGACGAUGUCUGUAAUACCGCCAAGAAAACCUCACACAUGAAGGAAGAGAUCUCCAGCAUACGGAAGCAAAUCUCGCACGACUACAGGGAGCGUGAGGCGUUCCUCGACACAUUCUGCCGACAGGCCAAUAGCGGUGUGCUCUUGGAAGAAACGCCCAAAAAGCGAGGCAACGUUUCUCCAGGCCAAAGUCUGCCCAGCAGCCGCAAGAAUAAGCUGCUCGCCGCGCUCAAGGCCAUCGACGACAACAAAAGUCAGGAUUGAAGAACACGCGUACGAAGCUUUAGUUAAGCUUUUCCAACAUACAAAAAUAUACCGAAUACUAGUGACAUUUGCAGUGUGAUUUAUAUACUUCGCAAAUACAAGAUAACAAUAUUUUAUGUAAA
Molecule: messenger RNA, 2150 nt
Organism: Bactrocera dorsalis (oriental fruit fly)
Lineage: Eukaryota; Metazoa; Arthropoda; Insecta; Diptera; Tephritidae
Product: lebercilin
Exons: 6
Coding region: 274-2028 (584 amino acids)
Biological process (GO): intraciliary transport
Cellular component (GO): axoneme
Source: RefSeq, a predicted model, not a curated record